Molecule: messenger RNA, 726 nt
Organism: Meloidogyne enterolobii
Lineage: Eukaryota; Metazoa; Nematoda; Chromadorea; Rhabditida; Meloidogynidae
Source: the annotation of a GenBank genome assembly
AUGAAAUUACGGAAAAAUUAUAAUUAUUUAAAAUUAUUAAAAAGAAUGUGGCAUUCUCUAUUUAAUUCUAAAUUCUGUUAUUUAACAGCAACUAAUAAUAAUCAAAGAAGAAGAGCAAUAUCCUCAAUAUUUUCUACAACAAUUUUAAAUUUUUUAUUUAUUAUUUUUCUAAUAAAUAACAUUUUUUUAUCUGUAAAUAUUUAUUGUCAAAUACAGCAAACCCAUAACCUUGAAAAACUAUCAAAAUUUUCUUCCUCAAUGCCAGUUAUUGGAGGUCUUUGCCAUCUUGAUUCACAAGAUGUUCAUAUUGGAGGAAAACAAACACAAUUUUUUCUUCGUUGUGAACCAAUUUCUGAAUCUUUACCGGGAGAAGGUGUGUGGGUUGUUAAAAGUAAAAAUGUUGGAUCAUCUCCUCGAAUUUCUGCCGCAGCACUAAUAAAAUCAGAACAACAACAACAAGUUAGAAAAACUUCACCCAAAAUGAGCAGCUAUAUUUGUGAUCUAGUUUCUGAUGCACACGAGCAUGGCUUUUGCUCUGUUAGCGAGAAUUGUCUUCAACCUGUUUAUACAGAUCGGAAUGCUUUUCUACAAUGUGAUUCAACGACUCGUCGCUGGCAUAAAAAACAUUGUCAACCUUCAUUCAAUUUUGAUUUUGAACGUCAGGCAUGUAUAGCACAUACUGUUGUCAAGCAGGGUCAUCAUCAUUUUAGGCAAUUCCCGGGUUAG